AACACCAUCAAGCACUAUUGUGAUUUUGUUACGGUAGGAGCAAUUCUAUGGGAGCGAAGCAUUUUUUCGUAGUGCGGAAGUGUGCUUAAGCAGAAAAAUACCUUAUACAGAUAAGCUUAGUUGACUGGGGAUUUACAUUUCCCAUAAUUUCGUGCUUUUACGUGUGCUCUUUGCAUGAGAAACAUGGCGGAAGAAUUAGAUGUGGAAGCUAUGUUGGAAGCCCCUUAUAAGAAAUCGGACGAGUACAAUGGCAGGACCAAGGAAAAUGGUGAAUCAGGGAAGCAUCGGAGUUCAGACAAACGCAGAAGCCGUAGUAAAACUCCUAAGCGAAGCAGGAGCCGAUCUAAAGAUCGGCGCAAGUCGGAUAAGGACAGGGAUGACAAACGAAGGAGUCGUAGUCGCGACCGUAAACGGUCGCGUGACCGUCGCAGGUCCAAAUCGAGAGAUAGACGGUCAAGAUCAAAAGGUAAAGAGCGCCGAAGAUCUAGAUCCAGAGGAAGAAGUCACUCGCGCGAUCGCAAAGAGAGGGAGAAAGUAAGGAGACGUAGCAGCAGGGACAGAAAAAGUCGAAGCAAAGACAGAACACGUAGCCGGGAUCGUAAAAGGUCUCCUCCAUCACCUGUUGCUAAACCGUUUGCAUCUCGAUCGAUUCGUUCACGUUCUCCUCUAGGCUUGCGAAGUCAAUCGCCGCUGGAAGAGCUUAGCCCCGAGGAGAGAGAUGCAAGAACAGUGUUCUGCAUGCAACUGUCCCAAAGAAUUAGGGCCCGUGAUCUGGAGGAAUUUUUCAGUUCAGUAGGGAAAGUAAGGGAUGUCCGAAUGAUAGUGUGCAAUAAAACAAGACGGUUUAAAGGCAUUGCUUAUAUUGAGUUUAAAGAUCCUGAAAGCGUGGCACUGGCACUCGGUCUCUCAGGUCAGAAGUUGUUGGGGGUGCCCAUUAUAGUUCAGCAUACUCAAGCGGAGAAGAACAGAAUGGGAAAUUCCAUGCCAAAUCUAAUGCCUAAAGGUAUGACUGGGCCUAUGAGGCUUUACGUUGGAUCUCUGCACUUCAAUAUCACUGAGGAUAUGCUUAGAGGAAUUUUUGAGCCAUUUGGGAAAAUUGAAAAUAUUCAAUUAAUUAUGGAUCCUGAAACUGGCCGGUCUAAAGGAUAUGGAUUCAUAACAUUCCGGAACUGUGACGACGCCAAAAAGGCACUGGAACAAUUAAACGGCUUUGAGUUGGCAGGGCGGCCAAUGAAAGUAGGAAACGUGACGGAACGGAUUGAUCUACAAAGUCAGGGCCCGUCGCUUUUAGAUUCUGACGAACUCGAUCGCUCUGGUAUCGACUUGGGAGCGACGGGACGGCUUCAGCUAAUGUUUAAAUUGGCUGAAGGAGCGGGCAUGCAAGUGCCCGCCGCCGCCGCCAAUGCUUUAAGCAUGGCAACGGGCCAACCGGUGGUGCCACAAGUUCAAACCAACACUACCCCUCCCAUCGCCACACAGUGUUUCAUGUUGAGCAACAUGUUUGAUCCCAGCUCGGAAAGCAACUCAAAUUGGGACGUGGAAGUGCGGGACGACGUAAUCGAAGAAUGCAAUAAACACGGGGGUGUGUUGCACGUUUACGUCGAUAAAGGAUCACCUCAAGGAAACGUAUACGUGAAAUGUCCAUCGAUUGCAACGGCAGUCGCGUCAGUGAAUUCCUUACACGGUCGGUGGUUCGCUGGGAGAGUGAUUACAGCCGCGUACGUACCAUUGCUAAAUUAUCACUCCCUGUUCCCUGAUGCUAUGACUACGACGCAGCUGCUACUACCAUCCACUAGAAAAUAAUUAUCAGUUUUUUUUUUUGGUUGUACAAAGUAUUUUUCACUUUUAUCUUGGAUGAUAUUGGAAUUGUGUAGACUUCAAGAUGAAACAUUUAGAUUUGUUAUGUUUUCCGUAUAUUGAUUAUCAAAUUGAUUAAUGAAUAAAUGAUAAUAAAUG
Molecule: messenger RNA, 1956 nt
Organism: Cylas formicarius (sweet potato weevil)
Lineage: Eukaryota; Metazoa; Arthropoda; Insecta; Coleoptera; Brentidae
Gene: Caper
Product: RNA-binding protein 39
Exons: 8
Coding region: 175-1803 (542 amino acids)
Biological process (GO): mRNA processing
Cellular component (GO): nucleus
Molecular function (GO): RNA binding
Source: RefSeq, a predicted model, not a curated record